UGUUGUAUGACUAAUGCGUUGACUAUGGUGCGACGUAAAAUACAUGACAUUGUUCGUGUACGGGUGACCCCGGCCCCGGUCAACGCAAUAACUCCUCGAUGUUAAUUUUUGCUCACUUUUGAAGCAUCUCAAAACGGAAAGUGCUGUACUCUGAGAAGAAGAUGGCGGCAAGUGUCGUAAGAUCGGGAGUGGACGAAAAUGGAGAGGUGACAGAGCCAAAAGGCAAAGUGAAAGAGAUCCAGAAAGAAUGGUCCGUCUUCGAAGAUGGUGCUCUAGCUUACAAACUCCAGGAGGAAGAGAAUGUCACACACUAUUCGGGCAACAUUAACAGACGGCGGACAGUCAGGUCAGACAUCAAGGUGGCUAAAACAGCAGCCGACGAAGAAGCACUGCAGGCAUUCAAAGAGGAACAUGAAAAAGUUGAGAGAAACCGCCAGAUUGAGAUGGAAGAUGCCCAGACAGCCAAAAAAAUCCUCCAAGAAAUGAUGGAGGAAGAGAAGCAGAAGAUGAGAGAGCAACGUCAACGAGAGAAUGAGGAGAGGGACCAGGAGGCUGCCAAGGAGCUGUACCGACAAAUGAUGGAGGAAGAGAGACGACAGAUGAAGCAACAGAGGCAGUAUGAAGAGACAGAUGAGGAGCUUGCAGCUCGCCUCCAAGCUCAUGAGGAGAGGAAACGGCAAAUCUUGAGACAGAAGCAGCGCUCUUUGAACCAAGAGACGGAGGACGAACGCCUUGCCCGUCAUCUUGCUCGGGAAGAGAAACUGAAAAUUCAGCAGCAGCAGCAGCGAGCUCAGUACAACCCCAGAGAUGACAGCACGCGCCGCCAUCGAAGCAAGCCCAACAAGCAAUCGGAGUCAAGGGCUCAUAGAGAAGGUCCAGAGCUAACUUAUCCAAGGGAUCAUGGGCACAAGCACAGAUCAGCUGAGUCACCACUGAGAGACUGGCCUCAGGAAUCCAAGAGGCAUACUGAUAAGCCGAGACCACCGGCUGACCCUUGGGAGUACCAAGACAAAUUGAGACAGACGGAGCAAAGGCAAAGGCAAAGGCAGGCCGAGCCCGAGGAGGCUAGAGAUGGACAGAUGCCUUUGGAACCCCCAGAACAUAGGAGGAAACAUAGGUCCCUAGAGUCAAGAGAACAUCCCGACAAACCAAGAGCAGUCAACAGUUUGGAAUACCCAGACAAAUCUAGAUCAUUAAAGCAUGGAGAUGUGCGAGACGUUCGAAGGCCAGCAGAGACAGAGCAACAUGGUGACCAGCAAGAGCCGCUGGAACCUCCUGAACGUAGAAAGAAGCACAGACGACCAGAGCACAGUGAGCCUAAAGAUAAGCAUGGGAAGAAAGACUACCUCAUGCCAAAUGUUGCUGGGCUCACGGUAGCAGUGGACGAUGAACCAUUGGCAGACCUACCCAAGAAGCAUAAACCACGUCAGCUGCCGCGGCAGCAGAGCGCACCAGUCUAUAGUGGACGUGGACAAAGCGACAGUGAUGAGGAGACAGAUGUCAUCGCUAAAAUCCAAGAUGACGAGCAUCAUAGUACAUGCACAACAAAAAGUGGAAAACAGAAGGAACUUGCAAGGAGGCUACAGAGAGAAGAGAUACAGAAGUCUAGAGCCCCGGCUCAACUCUCUGAACAACAACGGAAACAACUCAUGCAUGAUCAGAAAAUUGCCAUCAAGAUGCAGCAUGAAGAAGUGAUGUUUUCCAAGAAGUCCACGUAUGAUAACUACAUGGGGAAAGUCAAGGAUGAGAUUGCAGACCCUGAUCCCAUGGUCCAUGUCAGUCGCCAGAACAAAACAGCAGUUCCUGCGGAUGCCAAGAAUGCAAGGGGAGUGCAGCUGACUGAUUACACAGCUGCGGAGGUUGCUCAGCAACGGCGUACCAGCGGGAGUGGCCAGUCAGGGAUGGAGGGUAACAUCAUCGCCAGCAUUGAUCCAACCUUCAGUAAGCCAGAUCCUGGUAAUGUGGUCCUGAUCAAGAAGAAAUCAAUUACCGAAGAGCCAUCUCCACCCCCAGAUGGUGACGAUGCCUUCAACCCCGUCCCAGGAACAAGGCGUAAGGACUCAAAGGAUAAGGGAAAAAGAAGCAGCAUUUUUUCCAAACUCAAGAAAAAGUAACAAGCGUCCGUCCUCCCCUGUACAUUUUUCCAGUUAUCCAAAAUGAAAGUUUCAUCAAUUCACCAAAUACGCAGAGUGUUUUCCCGUUUUUUUUUUACAUGAAAUAUAACCCAACGGUACAGGUGGAAGAAUAUAUAUAGGGAUACACACCUGUGGAUUGGCGAGGAGGUCACUUGUGCAUGUCUGUGUGGCCUAAGGGACUGUAGGUGACGAGACGAGAGCCAAAGGUCAAGGGAAACUGGACACUCUUUUUGGUGCUCACAGGCCGGAUAUGAAUGUGUGCAAGUGACCAAAUAUGGCAGUCCAGUUGUGUUUUAUGACACACCUCCGCCCAAAAAAGUUACAGGAGAAACUGUUCAGGUUUUGAUCGCCAAACUGUUUCCAUUCAGCUGUUAGCUUGAUUUAUAAGCUAUUCAACAUGUUUGUAGUUUCCCUGUGUUCAGGCUGCUGUUUACCGUUCUCGUCACUUGAGGGCGCUGUAAACCGUGCCCAAUCAGGCGGUGUUCUGUGGAUAGUACACAUGCUUGAUGCCUUGGCACACGUCCAAUUCACACUGAUGCAAAGUUCAUGCACUGGCCUAUACUAGCUAACCCCAUGUGACCAUUUUUCAGCCAAUCAGGAUUAAAGAACCUGCAAGAGGUGUGUUAUAAUCACAUUCAUGUUACUGAUUUUGAUGUUGAUAUGUAACCCAUGCUUACAUUCUGUGAUGGGAGAUUCUUCAAGUCCAUGAUCCCAAACAACUGUAUUCUGCAAAAUGGCAUUAAAUGUCAUUUUUCAGUCUUCGAAAGUCCUCAAAAGGUGGUGGAAUUAAUUACAAUUAAUUGCAAAUAAUUGGUUUUUGAUUUUCCAGUUUUUGUUUUCUGAAGCAUCAUGCACAAAGAGGAAGUUGUAUUAGAUUGCAAGUACAAGAUUUGAAGUCCUUUCACGAAUUUGGCAUAUUUUGUAACAGUAUAUGUGUCACAUACAGUAAUUGGGCACAUUUAUUUAAAUUAAAUGCUUCGACAGUGAAUACGCAUUGCUGUGUGUCAGUUCUAAUGCCAUGUAAAAUUGUCUUUCAAAACUGAGGUGAUAAAUGGAGUUCCCAGCUGGUCUGAGUCGACAGCAACAGUACAAACUACUUCAGUGCUAAAAAAGUUCCUGUCAAAUUUUAAUCAUGCUCUUGUAUUGUUAAAGUCAGGCUGAAACAACGGAAUAUGGACAAUGAAGUUGUUCCCACUAAUGCAAACCUUGCUGAACAAAAACAUUUUGCACUGAAUAUUUCCUCUUUCGUAUCGCUUCCGUGGUGUCUUUUAUUUUUUAAUUAGAAUUUGUAAAGCAUUCAGUUUUUUAGAAAAAUGCAUCUUGAAAUUGCCAGUAAUACUUAUAUAUCUGUAGAUACAGAAACUUAUUUGUAUAUUAAAUAUUCACAGGGCAAUAUAAUCUCUCUUGGAAAUGUGUUUUACUAUUUUACAGGAAAUAUACUUAUGUUACAGAAGUGAUCAGAGUUUGAAGAACUUUUGACGUUUCUUCCAGAGGUCUUUUUUUUUCUUGCUUUCAUCUAAGUAAUCUAGCAACAUUAAUCUCAAUCUUUCACUUGACUUAGUUGAGAAACACUGGUCAGUUUCUAUGAAUUGAAGGUUUAGAUCUUUGUAAAUAUGGGACGGCGGCUGAUUUAAUUCUGGAAAGUUGGGUUUUUUUGGGGGGGGGUUUGAUUUGGCAUUCUCAACUGAUUUGGACAUGUUCAUUUUGUAUCUGUAUUUUGUAUCUGCCUGAUUUCUGUAAACCUUUAUUUCUCACGAAGCUUGUUUCUUGAAAAGGCCGGAAUGUUUACUUCUGCUUGUUAUGUGGAGUUCUUUGUACAGUGAAGGAACCAAAAUAGCACAAAAGUGACUCAUGUUUAUCAGGUUAAGCAAAUUAAUCAGUAAAAGAGAGUUCUGGAGAAUCUGAACGCUCAUUUGUUUAAAUCACAGUGUAUCUAGUUUUGUAUCAAGUGUUAUCUUGCGCAUAGACCAGUCAGUUGUUUGUUGACGUUAGAAUGUGGAAGAUGCAGAGGUGAUGAAGGAAAGCCAAGCAAUUGGAGUUCUGAAAUGGUGAUAAGAAGCUGUUGCAAUUUCUCAGAAGCAUUAUUGAGAAGUAUAAUGCACAUUUCUUUUCAGAUAGCUUAUCUUGUAUAUAUUUCCAAAGAUUGGUUCAAGACUAUAAAUGGGCACACUCUCAAAUGAAUCAGAAAUUGAGAAAUGUUUCCCUUUGUAGUGUGAAUGCUAUGUUAUUCCUCUUUUGUAUUCUUUGUAUGUAUUUUUUUUUCUCGGAAAUAAAAUUAUUUUCAUCAAACA
Messenger RNA from Acanthaster planci (crown-of-thorns starfish), 4426 nucleotides. RefSeq lists its product as uncharacterized. Lineage: Eukaryota; Metazoa; Echinodermata; Asteroidea; Valvatida; Acanthasteridae. The record is from RefSeq and is a predicted model, not a curated record.